Messenger RNA from Drosophila bipectinata, 547 nucleotides. Its product is annotated as chondroitin proteoglycan 1. Gene Ontology annotation, cellular component: extracellular region. NCBI's taxonomy places the organism in Eukaryota, Metazoa, Arthropoda, Insecta, Diptera, Drosophilidae. The record is from RefSeq and is a predicted model, not a curated record. Gene Ontology annotation, molecular function: chitin binding.
UAUGUGGCAGUUGAUACUUCUGGCCUGCCUGCUGCCUGGCCUCCAGGUGCGGGCAGCAUUCCUGGAGGAUUGCAAGGGGGUCAUCAUUCCCAAGAUACCAAACGAAAACAAGGAGUGCAGCCAGUUUGUUCAUUGCGAUGGCGAUAACUCCUAUUACUGCAAUGGGGAUUGCGAGGAGCCGGUUCAGUGCUAUCAGGAGGAUGAAGAAAUAACUACAGAAGCCUUGCCACCCACAACUACAGCUCUGGUUCCACAGGAGAUCUCUUCAGACGAGUCUACCGCAGUCAGUAUAACCACCACCACAGCUGCUCCACCAGAAACCACUCUCCCACCGACUACUCCCAGUUCUAUCACCGAUGUUCGAGUGCUGUGCCGGAUCAGUGGCAAAAACGGAGUAUAUCCGUAUCCGGCAAACAGCAACUACUACUAUCAGUGUAUGGGCGGGUAUCUCCUCCUACAGCAGUGCCCGCAGAACUUUUACUUCGAAGCGGCACAAGGACAGUGUAUUUCCAAAAAGCGCUAUCGUUCAUCGGUCUUCCAGCUAUAA